Messenger RNA from Rhinopithecus roxellana (golden snub-nosed monkey), 1624 nucleotides. RefSeq names its product DnaJ heat shock protein family (Hsp40) member C4 (gene DNAJC4). NCBI's taxonomy places the organism in Eukaryota, Metazoa, Chordata, Mammalia, Primates, Cercopithecidae. The coding region runs from base 699 to 1544 and encodes 281 amino acids. The record is from RefSeq and is a predicted model, not a curated record. The transcript is spliced from 5 exons.
AUAACAGCUGUGGCUCCCUUAGCUGCCUCCUGAGAGGCUCCGGGGCGAAGCAGCUCUUAAGAUAUGCCUCGCUGCAAUGGGGAGCAACAGCGGAACGGAGAGACGGUGGCCGGGCCGAAAGCGUCGCAAAGCCUCAGAGAGCGGGCUCUGUCCCGCCCGGUCCCCAGGUGGGCGCUCGCGCCUGUCCGGCGAGUCCGCAGGCUGGGGGACCGGAGGCCCCAAAGGCCAAUAGACAUGUAGGGGCGGGGUCUCCACCGAUUUUUUUUCCUGCCUGGUGGACGUGGUCUUGGCAUCCACGCCAAUGAGAGUGCGAGGGCGGGGCCUGAAUAGACGCAGGAAAUGGCGACGGCCCCGGGUCCUUGAGCAGCGGGGGCGGGGCCUGGUUGUGGCCCCUCCUUCGCCCGUCCACAAGCUCCCUGAGUGGGAAUGGGGUUUCGGAGUACCUGGCUGGUUGGCUAGACCCCGAAGCCAGCGCUGAGAAGGGCUGCGGAUGCCCGGGUGAGGGAAAAGGGCAGGUCCAAGAACACGCGGGGCUGGUCCUGGGCAAGAACCGCCCCCUCCCCGGGUCUGCUUCAGUUUUCCUUCGCAGAACACCGGGCCGGGCCUCUUCUCUCUGUCCCCGGGUGCUUGAAGUCUAGCCCCAUCCUGGUCCCAGUGCGCUCUUGGUAGCCUCCUUUCCCGGUUGCCCGCCUGCCGCCAUGCCGCCCUUACUACUACUCCUGCGCCUGUGCCGGCUGUGGCCCCGCAGCCCUCCCUCCCGGCUCCUCGGAGCGGCCGCCGGGCAGCGGUCCAGCCCCAGUAAUUAUUAUGAACUAUUGGGGGUGCAUCCUGGUGCCAGCACUGAGGAAGUUAAACGAGCUUUCUUCUCCAAGUCGAAAGAGCUGCACCCGGACCGGGACCCUGGGAACCCAAGCCUGCACAGCCGCUUUGUGGAGCUGAGUGAGGCAUACCGUGUGCUCAGCCGUGAGCAGAGCCGCCGAAGCUAUGAUGACCAGCUCUGCUCAGGUGGUCCCCCAAAGUCUCCACGAACCACAGCCUAUGACAAGUCUGCCUGCCAAACACACAGCAGCUCCUGGGCACCCCCCAACGCACAGUACUGGUCCCAGUUUCAUAGCGUGAGGCCACAGGGGCCCCAGUCGAGGCAGCAGCAACACAAACAAAACAAGCAAGUGCUGGGGUACUGCCUCCUCCUCAUGCUGGCAGGCAUGGGCCUGCACUACAUUGCCUUCAGGAAGGUGAAGCAGAUGCACCUUAACUUCAUGGAUGAAAAGGAUCGGAUCAUCACAGCCAUGUACAACGAAGCGCGGGCGCGGGCGCGGGCCAGGUCUGUCCCUGCUCUCUUCUGCCCCUGCUCCCUGUCCCGGCACCACACUUGGGGAUCCCUAUCCCAACCACCCAAGUGCCCUCUCCUCCAGGGCCAACAGAGCCAGCCUUCAGCAGGAGCGACAACGGCAAAGGCAGCAGCAGCCGCCACCACCGGAGCCAACCCAAGUCCCGGAGAUCGUGCCCCCGGGCGCCGGCCCCUGAGGGGCUCACCUGGAUAGAGCCUGCAGUGCAUUCCCGCCUUGCUUCCUUCCCUGGACUGCCCGCUUCCCAAAACGCGCGCAAUAAAGUGAUUCACAGA